Messenger RNA from Aureococcus anophagefferens, 945 nucleotides. RefSeq lists its product as hypothetical. Lineage: Eukaryota; Pelagophyceae; Pelagomonadales; Pelagomonadaceae. The annotation marks the transcript as partial. The transcript has 4 exons. The record is from RefSeq and is a predicted model, not a curated record.
AUGGUGGCGGUGCUUUACGUCGUGCUUCGACUCGUCGUUCUGGCCCCGGUGGCAUUCGGAUCCAUGAAAUGGUUGGAAAAGGCGCUAAAGGACACAGUGCGAUGCACGUCGCACGGUAAGGAGGUCGAGUGCUUGGACGUGUCCACGUGCGAACGGGGCGUGGCAAAGAAUGUCGCGAUCGCGUCGGUCUUCGACGCACAUGUGAACAUCGAAGACAUGUGCGGCGACCUGAAUCACACGCGAUGCACUAACGAGACCGCCGUCGACCACCGCCUCAAGCUCGCCGCGCUCGGGAGACGCGCGGGCGUCGACGUCAUCUUCGUCGUGCCGCGACGCGACCUGCAGUUGAAGCGGAUCAAUGGCUCGGUCGUGAAGCGCCUCGCGGCCGGCGGCGUCGACGUGCACAUCUCGGAGUGGAUCACGCCGCCAAAUCUCAGCCCCGACGUUCCCCUGGAGAGCGGCGGUUGCUGCGGUGCCCGCGAGUUCAUGAAACUCGCCGCCUACGGUUUCGCCGACUACGACGCCCUCAUCGUCGUCGACAACGACUUUGACGUCAACGACGUCAGCAGGGAGACGGGCUGGAACGGUGCGGGCUGGGGCCCGUUCCACUACAAGUUCGACGCGCGCAUGCAGGGCUUCAUCUACUGGUUCUUCUACCAGAACGCCGACGCCGACCCACGCUGGAAGCCCGUCCAGGUCGACCCCUGCGUCUGGAAUGUCCAGGGGCUCCUCAAGCAGAUGUGUAAAGCGGAGAUCUGUACAAUAGUAUAUGUUUACCGUCGACGAACGAUGGGCACUGCCGGAGCGAGCCCGCGGCGCGGCUACCUCUGCGACCGCGUCAAGGUGCCGAGCGCGCUGAGUUUGUGCGCCCUCUUCCUCACGGACGUGCCCCAGCUCCACGUCGCGCGCCACCCGGGCGCCUUCGUCGCAAAGGGCCGGACGGCG